AUGUUUUGUACAACUGCGUUGGUCCUUGAUAGCACAUUAUGUGGUGAUCAUUUUCCUGCUACAAAAGUAGGUUAUUCAUCAAACAAGAUAUUUUUCAUUGAUCUGUCCUCUAAAAUUCUGCAACAAGAAAUCCAGAAUAAUCCAGGAGGUCAGUCGGACAAGAAGAAGCUCACUUUCGAUACGUCCACGACGAUGACGUCAUCGUACAGUACGACCGUGCCUCUAUUUCUAUCGUUGAUUCAAAUCAGUAUUCAAUCACAAUGGACGUCCGGGCAGUAUCCGGAUUUACGGGGACCUACCGUAGGACAGUGUGCAGCCGUAUUACCACGAAAUAAACAACAUAUGUAUAUUUGCGACCCGGAUCGGAUAUUGAACAAUACUCAAGCGAUGUCAUUGAAUAAACAACUUCACGAUCUUGCGGUAGGAACACCAUGUCAUUGUCAACGACGAUCUCAAUGUACAACGGGAAUGCCAGGCACCGAAACCGAAGGUUUCCAUGGAUUUGUCGUUUCGGUAGCGAUUGUACAAAACCUUCAAAUGCAAAUCCAUUCACCAAGUGAAGCACAGUUAACGGAAAGAGCAGAAGCAUUCUGUCGAGCGCUCGAGGGUCGAUGGGCACUUGGCGAUUGUGGGAACUCAGUGAUUGUGUUCGUCUGGGAGCACUACAAGAAAAUGAUCAUAUGGCCAGCUCGAUUAGCCGAAAAAUACGUGACAGUCGAGGAACGAAAGAACAUACUACACAAGGUGAACGAUCUCGCACAAACGGACCAAUGGUACGCUGCCUUGUCACAGGUUAUAGGAGAACUAUUACGAGAAUUGAACGGCGAGGAAAGCGGUAAAGUAGACACUGGGACCUUAUCACUUGUAGUUGCCGUCGGUCUCGCAGUUUUACUAACGAUGUUAAUAACAUGCUGCGUAUGUGCGUUUCGAUGCUGUGGCAACUUACGGAGCGAGGAUCGACCGCGGCCGGUUCGUCGAGCUGUUGAGCGAGUAGAUAGCUUACGGGAAACCGUACUCAGAAGAGGAUCACAGCUUCGGAGAUCCAUCAGUCGCUCACCAAAGUUUCAAAACAACCCGAAUCGAUUUUUCUCCGCCGAUACAACGAUGCUCAUCUACUGUCGAGUUUCGCAAACCAGAUGUUUUAGGACCAUGUUCGACAAACUUACUGGUAACGGGAAUGGUAACAAAAUGAAUAUGCGAGUACAUGUACUUGAAGGUAUACUGUCAUCAAUUGAAACGGACGGAAGUUCAGCCAGGGUGAAUUCGCUUAGACAAGUGAUACGACGAAACAAAGCGGACAUGGCAGAUGAUGCAGGAAAAUCUUUGGAUUUGAUGCGAAGGAUAUUCCAAAACGAAAUCACAAAAGAACUCCAGCAGAUUAUGGAUCGCCACAUUCGAACCACCUUCUCUCCUGCUAUAGAAAAUCUGAAGAAGAAUGGACAUGUAGUUGACCAAGAUGUCAUCAAUGAUCUGUAUACGAGCAUUCUGGACGCAGCUAAAGCACCUUUUGUUAGGGAUCGAGCUUCCACAAUGAAUCGAGACCGUUUGAAUUCAGAAAGGAGCAAGAGAGGAUAUGAAUCGGAUGAGUCUGACGUGAGCAUACUGAGUCAAUCAAGUGAAAUCAAAAGGAGACGUGGCCGUCCGAGGAAGGACGAGGAACUCUCUUCUCUGGAUCUUUCACCUUUUACAAUGCACGAAGUUCUGAAAUGGUCUCCGGAGCGUCACCUACUCACUACACGCUAUAUUCCUGCCGCAAAAGUUGCUGCUCUGCUUUCCAUACCUGUCACUGUGUUUUUCAGUAAAUAUCCGAGGAUGUUCCGGUACUCAUGCGAUGAAGAAGAUCGAGCGCAGCUAACCGAAGAGAAGAAGCUAUCUAGAGGUGCUGGUCGAUGUUAUUUGAUGGUGAUGGACGAUGUGACAGAGUUACUCGGUCGAUCGCCUGAUCUCGAAUUUUCAUCAUUUGUCCUUAACGAGCACAUUCUGUUGAAAAUGCGCUCAAGAACGGUUCCUGUAUUCGAACGGCUUAAGGCUCGUCUACCACCUUCCGCUUUCACAUUCAGUCAGUGA
Necator americanus (New World hookworm) is the source of this 2067-nucleotide messenger RNA. RefSeq lists its product as uncharacterized. Gene Ontology annotation, molecular function: DNA binding; nucleosome binding. The record is from RefSeq and is a predicted model, not a curated record. Gene Ontology annotation, cellular component: acetylcholine-gated channel complex; membrane; nucleus. The transcript has 20 exons. The coding region runs from base 1 to 2067 and encodes 688 amino acids. NCBI's taxonomy places the organism in Eukaryota, Metazoa, Nematoda, Chromadorea, Rhabditida, Ancylostomatidae.